Molecule: messenger RNA, 1082 nt
Organism: Poecilia latipinna (sailfin molly)
Lineage: Eukaryota; Metazoa; Chordata; Actinopteri; Cyprinodontiformes; Poeciliidae
Gene: rpl5a
Product: ribosomal protein L5a
Exons: 8
Coding region: 147-1043 (298 amino acids)
Biological process (GO): ribosomal large subunit assembly; translation
Cellular component (GO): cytosolic large ribosomal subunit; ribosome
Molecular function (GO): 5S rRNA binding; structural constituent of ribosome
Source: RefSeq, a predicted model, not a curated record
UUUCUUCUAAUCCGACAGGUGGCGCUGCCGCAUGACGAGAUAGGCGCUUUUACCGGAAGACAAGUAGUGAUUGCAAGCGGCAGCUUUCCGUGUUCUGCAGGCCUUUCCUUGAAUUGUGGUGGAAGAGGAGUGAAAAUAAGGGGAAAAUGGGUUUCGUCAAGGUGGUGAAAAAUAAAGCCUAUUUCAAGAGAUAUGAAGUGAAAUUCAGAAGAAGAAGAGAGGGGAAAACUGACUUCUACGCCCGCAAACGGCUGGUUGUUCAGGACAAGAACAAGUACAACACCCCCAAGUACCGGCUGAUUGUCCGACUCUCCAACAGGGAUAUCUGCUGCCAGAUCGCCUACUCAAAGAUCGAGGGAGAUCACAUCGUGAGCGCCGCCUACUCCCAUGAGCUGCCCAAAUACGGGAUCAACGUGGGGCUCACCAACUACGCUGCGGCGUAUUGCACCGGACUGCUGCUGGCCCGGAGGCUGCUGCACAAGUUUGGCAUGGAUCAGGUGUACGAGGGCCAGGUGGAGGUGACGGGAGAUGAGUUCAACGUGGAGAGUGUGGACGGACAGCCGGGCGCCUUCACCUGCUACCUGGAUGCUGGGCUGGCCAGAACCACCACAGGGAACAAAGUGUUUGGAGCGCUGAAGGGGGCAGUGGAUGGAGGCCUGGCCAUUCCUCACAGCUUGAAACGCUUCCCCGGUUACGACACAGAGAGCAAAGAGUUCAACGCGGAGGUGCACCGAAAGCACAUCAUGGGUAUGAACGUAGCGGAUUACAUGUCCUACCUGAUGGAGGAGGACGAGGACGCCUACAAGAAGCAGUUCUCCCGCUUCAUCAAGAACGGAGUGACACCGGAUAUGGUAGAAGAGAUGUAUAAGAAAGCACACGCCGCCAUCAGAGCCAAUCCCGUACAUGAAAAGAAACCCAAUAAAGAUGUCACAAAGAAGAGGUGGAACCGCGCCAAGUUAUCCCUGGCACAGAGGAAGAACCGCGUUGCCCAGAAAAAGGCCAGCUUCUUACGAGCGCAAGAACAAGAAGCAGGGGAUGGUUAGGGGAAGAACAUGUCAGAAAAAUAAAUCUAUUAAAGUCAA